CAGCCAGAGUCUUAUGUGUGACCUUUUCCCUGCCGUGCACGACCACAGGCCAUUGCAGUGAUGACUGCAAAAGCAGAGCUUUCAAGCUGGCCGGAGUACCCUGAGGACUUCAGCCUGCUGCAGCAGCGCAACCUUGCCCACAUCAACUCCAAGACUUGGAUUUCAUCUAAUUCAAUCCAUGCGUUCUCCAGGAGGGACGCGCACGGAGCUGCAGACUCUGGCCUCGCGCUGGAGAAACUUGUGCCAAUGAGUAAACUUCCUGUGUGCCAGACUGCUGCAGACGCCGCAGAGGCAGACUGUGACAGGGCAGCAGAGGGGGGAAAGCCGAGCCACUUUGGCCCGCAGAAACACAGGCGCGUCGCAGCCAACGCCAGAGAGAGGAGAAGGAUGCACGGCCUCAAUAAGGCGUUUGACGAGCUGAGGAGCGUCAUCCCCUCCCUGGAAAACGAGAGAAAGUUGUCCAAGUACGACACCCUCCAAAUGGCGCAGAUUUACAUCACUGAGCUGUCGGAGCUGCUGGCUGGUGUAGUUCACCCGGAGUGCAGGAGUCCCCGUCCAGCUGCUGCGGACAAGUCCUCCAGGCGGAGUCUGAUCCACUCUCUGCGGCCAGCGGACACUGCGCAGUCCCCGAACCCGCUGACCGGAGAACAGCGGGACCCCUCCGCCUCCGUCGGCCACCUCAUAAUAUUCGGACCUACAUCUGACUUGGGGUCAAAUCAAUCAGUGACUUCUUCCAACAGCAGUGAUGGGGAAUCUUCGCACCUCAGUGACAUGGAGGAGAGUCAGAGUGGAAGACAGUAACACAAAACCACUGCAGUGUCUGUUAGAGACAGAACCAGGAGAACCAAAUAUCAGCUUGUAGAAACAUUGAUCAUGUCACAUAGUCCUUUAUUUUCUCCUGUCAUUUGAAAUAGUUUAGAAAUUGCACUGUCAAUGAGAAAAACUUACUGAAACCCUGAUUUUUUUUUACUUCCUAAGGCCACAGAGGCCUUUUUAAUGCACUUUAUGGUCUGAACCAUCACUACAGACAUUCCCAGUGUCAGUGACAUUUGUCUAAAUUAAAACAAUUAUUUUGAUAUUUAUGUAAAGCUAUGGGGUAUUUUUAUGAUGAUUGUUUUGCUACAAUAAAGAUAUGCUUAAAACACCA
Molecule: messenger RNA, 1147 nt
Organism: Epinephelus lanceolatus (giant grouper)
Lineage: Eukaryota; Metazoa; Chordata; Actinopteri; Perciformes; Serranidae
Gene: atoh1b
Product: atonal bHLH transcription factor 1b
Biological process (GO): sensory organ development; positive regulation of transcription by RNA polymerase II; axon development
Cellular component (GO): nucleus
Molecular function (GO): E-box binding; DNA-binding transcription factor activity, RNA polymerase II-specific; protein dimerization activity
Source: RefSeq, a predicted model, not a curated record